CGGCCUUUCGGAGAAUCAUGAGAUCCAUCAUGGGAUCGUGUAGCACUACUUUUUAGCAGCGCUGUGUUUGGGAUUUUCGCUUAUUCAUUCUAGCACCAUGGCGGUGGAAAUCAUCGCACCCGACUGGGAGUUUGACCGUUUUGACGAUGGUUCACAAAAGAUACACACAGAGGUUCAACUGAAGAACUACAGUAGGUUUCUGGAAGAGUACACCUCUCAGCUGAAGGGUAUUGAAGAGGCUCUGGAUGACUCCAUUGGAGAUGUAUGGGACUUUACUCUGGACCCCAUCGCCCUUAAGCUUCUUCCCUAUGAGCAGUCAUCUUUAUUAGAAUUAAUUAAAACUGACAAUAAGGUCCUGAACAAAGUUAUUACAGUUUAUGCUGCUCUCUGUAGUGAAGUUAAGAAACUUAAAUAUGAGGCAGAAACCAAAUUCUACAAUGGCCUAUUGUACUAUGGAGAAGGAGUGUCUGAAACCAGUGUUGUUGAGGGGGAGUCCCAGAUUCAGAUGGGCAGAUUCAUCUCAUUCCUACAGGAGCUGUCCUGCUUUGUAUCCAGAUGUUAUGAAGUGGUGGUCAGUAUUGUGCAUCAGCUGGCAGCACUCUACAACAGCAACAAGGCUGCAACAAAAAUCAUAGAGUCCUCUGGUGUCCAUUUCCAGAUAGUAUAUGAACACCUGGGAGAGUUGUUGGUGGUGCUGCUCACACUUGAUGAGAUUAUGGAAAAUCACAACACACUAAAAGACCACUGGAAGAUGUAUAAAAGGUUACUGAAAUCUGUACACCAUAACCCUGGGAAAUUUUCCAUUCCUGAAGACAAGCUGAAACCUUUUGAGAAGCUCUUGCUCAAGCUGGAGGGGCAACUGCUGGAUGGCAUGAUACUCCAGGCCUGUGUCGAGCAAAGAUUUGAUGAUCCUGGGGAGGGAGUAGCAGUUUCCAAAAACAGUGCCUUUGCUGAGGAGUUUGCCUUCAAUAUUCGCACCAUAUUUGCAAGUGUUGAAUCCAAAAUUGGUGAACCUUCAGAAAUUGACCAGAGAGACAAAUAUGCUGGCGUCUGUGGUCUCUUUGUGCUUCACUUUCACAUUUUCAGGAGUGUUGACAAAAAGCUUUACAAGGCGCUGCUCGAUGUCUGUAAAAAGGUUCCAGCAGUCACUCUGGUUGCAAACAUCAUCUGGUUUCCCGACACUUUCCUCACCAAUAAGGUCCCUGCUGCAGCUAAACUGAUGGAUAGGAAGAGUCUACAGGCCAUCAAAGCACAGAGAGACACAUACCUGCAACAAAGAGCGCAGACAUUAACAAAGGAUGUUCAGUCCUACUAUCUGUUUGUAACUUCUUGGAUGAUGAAGAUGGAGUCAAUCUUGUACAAAGAACAAAAAAGUGAGAAGUUGCAAGAGGACCUUAACAGCAGGUGUAAUGUGUUUGUACAGGGUAUUCUGUAUGCUUACACUGUCAGUACCAUUAUCAAGACGACCAUGAACAUGUACGUGUCGAUGCAGCGGCCCAUGACCAAGACAUCGGUCAAAGCUCUCUGUCGACUAGUUGAGUUACUCAAGGCUGUGGAGCACACGUUUCACAGACGCUCUAUGGUUGUUGCUGACUCCGUUUCUCAUAUUACUCAGCAGCUGCAGGCACAGGCGCUCAGUGCCAUCAGCAUUGCCAAGAAAAGGGUGAUCUCUGACAAGAAGUACAGUGAGCAGCGGUUGGAUGUGCUGUCCUCUUUGGUGCUGGCAGAAAAUGCUUUGAGUGGUCCCAGCACAAAGGAGCGACGCCUUGUGGUGUCUCUGGCUCUGUGUGUCGGCACUCAGCUGAAAACUUUCAAGGAUGAGGAGCUUCUUCCGCUGCAGCUUGUACUGAAGAAGCUGGAUCUGAUUAGUGAGCUAAGUGAAAGGGUCAAGCUUCAGUGUGACUGCAGUUUUCUGUACUGGCACCGAGCUGUGUUUCCCAUCUAUCUAGAUGAUGUAUAUGACAACGCCGUAGACGCUGCACGAAUACAUUACAUGUUCAGUGCACUAAGGGACAGUGUGCUGUCUAUGAUGCACUCCAAACACAUGGAGUCAUGUGACCAGCUGCUGGAGAGCUACGACAAAGAGAUCAUGGAUGUGUUCAAGGAGCACCUGCUUGACAAGCUGUGUAAGGAGAUUGAGAAGGACCUGCGUCUCUCUGUUCACACGCACCUGAAGCUUGAUGACAGGAACCCUUUUAAAGUUGGCAUGAAGGAUCUGGCCCACUUCUUCUCCCUCAAGCCCAUUCGCUUCUUCAAUCGUUUCAUUCAUAUCAAAGCCUAUGUGACCCACUACCUGGAUAAAACGUUCUACAACCUGACGACUGUCGCUCUGCAUGACUGGGCCACCUACAGUGAGAUGAGAAACCUUGCUACACAGCGCUACGGACUCACAAUGACAGAGGCUCAUCUGCCCAGCCAGACACUAGAGCAGGGUUUGGAUGUUUUGGAGAUCAUGAGGAACAUUCAUGUUUUUGUCUCACGAUACCUUUAUAACCUCAACAACCAGAUCUUCAUUGAGAAGGCAAGCAACAACAAGCACUUGAACACCAUCAACAUCCGUCACAUCGCCAACUCCAUCCGAACACACGGUACAGGAAUCAUGAACACCACUGUGAAUUUCACCUACCAGUUUCUGCAAAAGAAGUUUUACAUCUUCAGUCAGUUUAUGUACGACGAACACAUCAAGUCCAGACUCAUCAAAGACAUACGUUUCUUCAGAGAAACAAAGGACCAGUCUGAUCAGAAGUAUCCGUUUGAGCGAGCAGAGAAGUUUAACCGUGGCAUCAGGAAACUGGGCAUCACUCCUGAUGGACAGAGCUACCUGGACCAGUUCAGACAGCUGAUCAGCCAGAUCGGUAAUGCUAUGGGCUAUGUACGUAUGAUCCGUUCUGGAGGCCUUCAUUGUUGCAGCAGCGCAAUCAGAUUUGUCCCAGAUCUGGAGGAUAUAGUCAACUUUGAGGAGCUGGUGAAAGAAGAGGGACUGUCAGAGGAGACCCAAAAAGCUGCUAGCAUCCUGGACUCUGUUUUGGGAGAUCUGACCAGCAACUCUGCCGAGGGGACGGAGUACUUCAAGAUGCUGGUGGCCGUGUUUGCGCCUGAGUUUCGCAGUGCAAAGAACAUGCACCUGAGGAACUUCUACAUGAUUGUACCACCGCUGACGGUGAAUUUUGUGGAGCACUCCAUCAGCUGCAAAGAGAAACUCAACAAGAAAAACAAAUCUGGAGCUGCUUUUACAGACGACGGCUUUGCAAUGGGUGUGGCGUAUAUUCUGAAGCUACUGGACCAGUACCUAGAGUUUGACUCUUUGCACUGGUUCCAGUCUGUCAGAGACAAGUACAAGAAAGAGAUGAAUGCAGUGGUGAAAGAGCAGAGCGUUCAGUCUGCCAAUCAGGACGAAAAGUUGCUGCAAACCAUGAAUCUCACCCAGAAGAGGCUGGACGUGUACCUCCAGGAGUUUGAGCUUCUCUACUUCUCUUUAAGCAGCGCCCGGAUCUUCUUCAGAGCUGAUAAGACAGCAGCUGAGGAAACUCAGGAGAAGAAAGAUAAAGAAAAUGCUACCAAAGCAGGAAGCUCUGCAGAUAGUUCCACCCCCACUGAGCCUGCCUCGAAGUGAGCCUCGCUGUCAGAUCACUGUCACAUACUGGACUGGAGCGCUGAAGAGUAGAGCUCAGCAGCAGGCUGCAUUCGCGUGUGCAGUUCAGGGAUUUAAAAUAACUGGAAAAUGUAGAAAACGGUUGAAAGACAAUGACUUUAAAACGCUUUGUGUUCUGUCACCGCACAGUUGUCUUUAUUAGACAAAGAAUGUGUACUUAAAGUGCUAAUCAGUGUAUCACCCCUGCAUCUAAUAACUCACUUUGUAUUAGUAGGAUUUACAAAUGCAGCAGCGUUUUAGAAAGAUGAGCCAGCUUAACAAAUCUAAAGUAAAAGUGUAUCUUUUGAUAUUUUUACUCAGUCUGGAUGAACGUAUUUUUACUACUGUACCGUCUGUCAUGAACUAGUUUGGAUCUUUGUUUCAACUAACUGGUGUGCUGCCUCUUUGUUGGUGUCCACUGUACUUAUUGUGGUUCUUUAUGGCCUUCAAUAGAAACUUUGAAAUGAAGACUUGUGAAUGUUUUCAGUGUAUAAUUUCACAUUUGUGUGCCAUAACUGUGUACCCGUUCUUGGUCCACUUUAUACAUUGUAUGAAUUAGGGCGUGUAUGUGCCUUUCUAAACUGUGGAUACUUGUUUUGAUAACAUAAUUUGGAAAUAAUUCAUCUGAUGCAAAAGAUACAUCGCUAAAAUAAAAUUAUUUUUUACUGCUGCUCUGAAGGUGUAUAAUUACAUUUUUGUUUUCCAGUUUUGUAUCUUAAGCAUGUGGUACAUGUGUAAUUACAUUCCAUGAAUUAACUUCAGGAAUAAAAAAUAAACCUUGCAUUUUCAGCAGAAUUUAAUGGCUCAUUUCAGAGUCUGUAUUAAAAGGUGUGAAAAGUA
Oreochromis aureus is the source of this 4471-nucleotide messenger RNA. It is a transcript of the gene washc4, whose product is annotated as WASH complex subunit 4. The transcript is spliced from 33 exons. The record is from RefSeq and is a predicted model, not a curated record. NCBI's taxonomy places the organism in Eukaryota, Metazoa, Chordata, Actinopteri, Cichliformes, Cichlidae. Gene Ontology annotation, biological process: endosomal transport; endosome organization. The coding region runs from base 98 to 3613 and encodes 1171 amino acids. Gene Ontology annotation, cellular component: endosome; WASH complex.